This is a messenger RNA of Paramacrobiotus metropolitanus, 1450 nucleotides long. Its product is annotated as protein XRP2-like. Gene Ontology annotation, molecular function: GTPase activator activity. Gene Ontology annotation, cellular component: periciliary membrane compartment; cilium. The record is from RefSeq and is a predicted model, not a curated record. Gene Ontology annotation, biological process: post-Golgi vesicle-mediated transport. The coding region runs from base 177 to 1337 and encodes 386 amino acids. Lineage: Eukaryota; Metazoa; Tardigrada; Eutardigrada; Parachela; Macrobiotidae. The transcript is spliced from 9 exons.
AUUUUUUGGGACGCAAGUACAGAGCAUUGUUCAGCGAACUGAACAUUCAGUGUGACCUGGCCCAAUACAAAUGAGUGCCAACACAUUUCGGGAAUUCAUCCAGUACACGCACAUAAUUUUAUGCUGGAUAAACUUCGAUCUUAGGCACCAACAUACGAUACGUAUUGCACCUGUGCAUGAGCCGCCCCGGUAUUCCUGGCGUUCGCAGGUGGAGAAGCUACAUUAAUGGACCUUCGACAUGUGCGUCGGCUACUUCGUCGACUGUUGCACUCCCUGGCCAAAACGGUUCCCGCCGUCAAAGCGGUGACCCAGCUCUUAAAGUUUAUUCGUGGAAUAACAGACCGAAAGUGAAUCCGGAAGAUUACCAGUUUAUAGCAAAAGAAAACGAGACCCUGGUCAAACAACCUCAAGCGAUUAACGGACAACAAUUUAUUAUCGAACGAUGCCGGAACUGCAACAUCUUCUUGUUUGAUUGGUGUGACACUGUAACGAUACUGGACUGCACCGGAUGUGCCAUUUUUGUUGGCCCUUGCAAGGGAAGUAUAUUUCUGCGCCACUGUGUGGACUGCACAAUUCUUGUCAUUUGUCAACAGUUCAGAACUCGCGAUUGCCGGAGACUUGCUGCAUACUUAUGUUGUUGUACUCAGCCGAUUAUCGAAAAUACUGUGGGAGCAAAAUUUGCUUGCCUGCAAAUAAGUUACAAUGGCUUGGAGGUUACAGAUCAACUAAAAGCAGCAAAACUUUCUCCUUUUAACAAUAACUGGAGCCAAGUGCACGAUUUCACACCAAACACCGAUGAUAUUCUCUCCAGCCACAACUUCAGCCUAAUCCAUGAUACCCUUGCCACAGCGAAAGUCGGCCUUAGCGAUCCAGAGUCCAUUGGGGAUGUCGAUCUUAAAGCAAAUUUUGAUCCCUGUGUCAGCGUAAUUCCUUAUACUAUGGGUGUUGCUCCUACCAAUGCUCUUCACGAAGAUGGCGAGCAUUGUUUGGUUGUCAUAUUUGCCGCGGAUUACCCACAAGUGUCGGCUGUUGCUUUUACGAAAGAAAUUCAAAACUUUCAUCCUUCGCUGAUUUUAAUAAAUUCCCGGGAAAUCAGUCUGUCCGCAACGGAUCUACAACGUAUUUUGAAAACCGGUGUUUACGCGGACGCUUGUAAAAAAGGUCCCGUGACUAUUCUACAUUACUUCGGCGCGGAAGCUAUUAAAAUUUGCCACAAAGUUUCUGGCUCCACAGUCAAUCAGGGAUCGAAACAGUCAGCAUACGUUAGCAAUUCCAAAGAAUUUGUGCAAUCUCAGAUUGAAAAUCUUUGGAACUUAGCCGACAUGAAGAUGAACUGAUGAUGACAAAUUAUUUUAGCCCGGUGAUUGCCUGUUUUUCUAGUUUCUACUAAAACGAGAGUUCUGUCCGAAUUUAACAUAAAAAUAACCAAUUAUUAAAGUGGUGCAAAGCA